UCUACCAAUCAGAAUUUUGGUCGAUUCAGCACGUAUGGACCGAUAAGUCGACCAGUCGACUUGGACUUUACAGCCCUAGACCCAAGUGUAUUAUUCUGUCUCUGUGGCAGUCAUCUUGUCUGCAGCAUAUUGUCCACUUAAGUUGGUGUUGAAUGAGUUAUUUUGCUGGUGAACAUCAACCUCAUCCUGUGUUGGUGUGUCCAGCAACUCUGAAUGUCUGAGGAACACACGCAGACACAGCAGGUGAAGACCACACAGAAACAUCAGCCUCAUAGAGCAACGCAGCAUACUCUGUGCACAUGCUUAAAAACUGUCCUGUCACACUUGGAGAAAGGUGCAGAGCUGUUGAGUUGUAGGUACGUGAUCUAACAGGUCAACAAGGAGACGACCCAAAGGUAAAGAAGUGGGAACAUAUCGGUACCUAGAGAUGAAGAAGUAGACAUGCUCACCUGGUUCUUGUAGACUGGGUCAAGAACAGUAGUCCAAUUCGUAGGGCUGUCCCAAUCUGAUCUUGUUAUCAGAUAUCGGUCUGAUAUCAGCCAAAAAAACAAAUAUCGGAUUAUAUCGGCCUGCAUCUAAAAUCUCAGAUAUCAGCUCUCCGAUACAAGCAGUCCAUCCCAGACUCCACUCCAGAACCUGGAUCCAGCAUGAGAGCCCACAUGAUCACAACAACAGUGUGUUCGAGGAGUAGGAGUGAUGUCGGCCAUACAUCUGUAUUUUUCGUCUAAUUCCGAAAAAGUCGUUGCAGCUGAGUGCAAAACUAGUCAUGCACAAGUUUGUGCCAAUAUCAGAUCAAUAUCAGUAUCGACCAGUUCUGAAGGCUUCAACAUCGGUAUCAUAUAGGAAGUUAAAAAAAAUCGUAUCGGGACACCCCUACCAAUCAGGUCACUUAAUUAAGCUCUAACUUUAGUAUUUAACUAAGUGGUUUUGGUCUGAGUAGCUCAGGGUUUCCAUGGUAUCCACUGUACAGGAAGUAUUUUUUUUUUGCAACGUGUUCAUUUUGAAGGUUUUUUUGGUUAGAAGAUCGGUGAAUCAGAGGAACUUUUGACUAAACUGAUAGACCGGCACACUGUAGCCUUUUGUGAGGAGGUAAAAAACCCGCCUUUAGCAGGUUGUGUCAACAUUACCAAUAUGGGAAACGCCGCCAUGAGGUCUCAAAACUUCUCUUCAGAGUGAUGUCGCCAACAUUUAAUCCAGUAAUUUUACAGUCUAGGAUGUAAACCCAAUAAAUUCAGGGCAAAUAACAAAAGCAGGGACUCCUCUCGUUUACUUGUUGGCAUUUUUCAACCAUCAGUAUCCCUGUAUCAUCCUCUGUUUGUUCUCAACUUUUGCAGACCAGUUUCAUCAUCCAGCCCCGCUUCAGUUUGUGUCCUCUGUUUGGCCUUUUGGAGCCGGACCAACACUAUUGUUACCUUUCUCUCCUCCUUUAUCCAAAACUGAGAGGUUUACCAGUUUGUGUCUGUUUGACGUUACUCUCUUACAAGAACAAACAAGUGAGCAUCCUGUUACAUCGGUGAAAGGACACAUGCAUCAGGCAGUGCACUGUGGGGGAUGUAUUUUAAGUGUUAGUAUGAGUCGCUAAGAGGAAACAGGAAAGAGGUUGUCAAACACCAAAACAAGACAAUGCAUGAUGAUGUGAAAAUACGACAAAUACAAGAUGUUAUUACUUAUGUGAAAAUAGGGCUGGGCGAUAUGGCCUCAAAUCAAUAUCACGAUAUAUUGAUCAGUUCACCUUGAUAACGAUAAAUGGACGAUAACUACUCCACAAGCUGCUCACCCCCUCCCACAUUAACUUCGUCUACUUCAGCCGCUCCAACUUCUGAACCGUCCUCCAUCUCCUCACCUGUCUUUACCUCUUUGUUACGGACUGGAUGGGGUGGAGUCACGUCUCUGACGUAGGACAGCGUCUUAAAGGGACAUGAGACCAUAGCCUACCUACACACAUCUAAAACCAACUUUGAUUUACCGUAUUUUUCGCACUGUAAGGCGCACUUAAAAUCCUUUUGUCUUGUCGGAGCGCUGCAGCUACCGUAGCCUCGCAGAGUUAUUGAAUUAGUUCAAUAAAGUUUGACUUUUCUGACUGUUUUGUUUGGCUUAAUGCACUUUAUAAUCCGGUGCGCCUUAUGUAUGAAAAUAGACGCGAACAGACGCGUUCAUUGAUGGUGCGCCUUAUAGUGCGAAAAAUACGGUAUUAAUUUUUUUGACACUGAAUAUAUUGACAUGGGCAAAAUAAUGUUGGUUAUCGUCAUAAAUUUCGGUAUUGGUAAAUGUUCGGUUUAUCCCCCAGCCCUAACUGAAAUUACAAAAAAUUAAUAAGAAAAUAUUUCAGGAGUUGAUUUGGGUGAUAUUUAUUUAUUUUUCAUCGUUUUCUGUUUAAAUUUUAGUAUUGGUUAAUAUUCGGUGUAUCGCCCAGCCCUCAGUUUGCGUUUUUAAUUGACGUAUAUCUUUUGGCUCGAGUGUUGGUGUGCUAAUCUGAAUUGUACUCCUUUGUCUAUUCUCAUUCUCCACACCCUGCACUUGUGAACUAAUCCCAGCCCUGGAGAACACGGUGUAUCAUAGGUGGUGCUCCAGUGUUAGAAAAGUGAUAAAAGUCUUUAUUGGAGUGCAAAAAAAUGAGAGGAACUGCAUGUAACAAGGUAACAAAGAGAAAUAAUGUUUCAGGGAUGACAAGAAUUUGAAGGCACUUUGCAGGAGUGUUUGAAUAACCUCCUGUACUCAGGCCUUUCCUUUCCCAAGCCCCGAUGCAGACUCAUUAAUAGUUCCUCUGGGACUUUAGGAGAAAGGCUCAACCAUGUCUGACCCCUCAAGCGUUCAGAAAUCUUUCUUUCAGGUGCUUUAGGUAAACAAUGUCUGUUGUUUACGUAAAAUGGAUUUCUUUUGGCUGCGCUGUCCAAUAGGGUUUAUAAAUCAGCUAAUGCAGGAAAACCCGACUUCCAGAAAGCAUCUUAUCUCUGAGAGCACAGACAUUUCUGAUAUCCUCCAUAGGGCCCCCUCGUAGUGAAUGACUUCAACCUUGUGUGUGUGAGACCGGCACAUGACAGAGGGGUGGGGAGAGCAUUGUAGGGGCACGGCACUAAGCCUCCCACAGCCAAUAAGAAGUUGUCUGACCUCUCCAUUUAGCAGCGUAGUGUCCACACCGUCCAGCUGUUUGAUCCCGGCGCUGAAUGAACUCAACUUUUCAGCCUCACAUGAAGUCUGAGGCCGAGGUGCUGCAGGCAACUUUUGGACUGUCACGGUGGAUAUAGAGCCACAGAUCUCUCCUGAGGCAUAUGCAGUGAUUUCUUUUUUAUUUCAUACAUAUUUAGAGACUGCGAGUCCCAUUCAAUGAAGUCUGCAGUGUGUUAACGCGCCCCAGAGACUGCUGUUUAUCUGCAGAGCUCAAGAGGCCCCCUUCCAGAGCUCCUGAUAAGGUAAGAGGCUUGAAACACACAAGAUGCACAUUUAUUAUAUUCAAAACAUCACUUAGAAAAUAAUUACCUCUGCGGUUAUUUAUGAAAGAUUGUGUUGUCAAUGUUGAAACAAUACUUGUAACGGGAGUGUGCAAUUUCCUAGAGCAAAUAUUUCGAGUGUGAUUGUCAUCUAAAGUUAAUCAGAGAAAAUUCACCUGAAAUUUUAAUGUCCCUGAGGGGAAAUUUGCUUAACAGGCAGUUGUCAAACACAAACACAAACAAUUUAUCAAACACAAACACAGUGUGAGAUUAAUUUCUGCAACACUGUCACCGCAGAUUUGAUCAGGUAAAAGAGAAAAAACAGACGUGAGGAGGGGGUUUAGUUUGAUUAAAAAUCCUUCAGCAGAUGGAACAAAUGACAAUCAGCUCCUAUUAUCGCCGCCUUUGGGGAAAAAUCAACCUGUGCUCUGGAUGGAAGCAUCUGGAACUCAACAUGCGAAGAAUAUCCAGGGACCCAAACAAGAGACGGCAACUUUGAGAUGACUUUCACUUCGUUCAGGUGAUCAAAGUUACUGCUGGGAGACAGUGGUGCCACCAGGGAUUUCAGGGCCCAGGAAAAAACAUCAGACUGGGCCCCGCAACUUCAAUACCCCAAAAGUUUUACUUUCCUCCGAGGCCCCCUGUCAGUCAUAAUCUCUGAGUCAUCCUGACUCUUUGUCCCAGGUCCGGCCCCCCUCUUUGUAAUCUUAUCUGACAGCUUGACUUGUUUGUCCUGCUGCUUUGUUGUUUUCUUGACCACAACAUUUCAGAUACUGAGGCCUGGAUAUUUACCAACAAAACAAAUGAGCAACAAUGGUGAAAAAUCCCUGAUUGUUACAGAAGUUUACCUGAAAUUACUUUAUUUUUCAUGAGUGGGGUGGGCAGAAGCAGGGCCCCAUUUUUUUAAUCUGGGAUGGCCAAACUAUGGUGGCCCUGAGGUGCAAAACACAAAAGCAAAUAUGAAAGCACAACACGAAAAGAGAAGACACGAUGCCUUUAACCAUUGUGUUUUCUCUUUCUGCGUUGUGUUUUCUGAUUCGUCAUUGUGUUUUGUACCUCAGGGCCUCCGUACCAAACUAAGGCACUGACUUUAACAUGAUGGUACAAAGUGUAUCCACACUCAUUAACGAUUUACAGUCAUUAACUUCUACUAUUUCCAGAAAGCAAACUCAUAAUUAACAUUUUAGUUUCACACAGACUCACACCUUUAUGUUUCAGAGCUACAUUUACUGAUUAUAGCUUAAUUGGUUAAUUAUUGGUGUCAGCAGAGGUGAAAAUAUUAUGUCAUACAAUAAGGUGUUGCAUAUUAAUUAUGUGCAAUUAUGUGCACACAAUGACAGAUUGCAUAGGCUCGCUGCAUAGGAGUGUUUGAAAGACAUCAGACUAGGGCUGGGCGAUAAAACGAUAAUGAUAUACAUCAAAAAUUACUUUCCCUGGAUACCAACAUGAAACACGGUCAAUAUGCUUUUCGAUAUUCGGCAUUCUGCCAUGUUUUGGUCGACUAUACGAAUAGCCAAUAAAAGGGAAGUUGCUCUGAGUCCGACCAGUCUGAUUUCUCUAGCGCAACACCUUAUGACAAAACAUUGAAAAGACACAAAGACCUCACAGAUAUUGUAUUGCAAAAGACAUGCUACCAGAGAGCACUGUUAAAUUUCAUUUAAGAGUAACAGGGAACAUUUCAGAUUGACUAGUGAAUUCUUUAUGUCAUGAAAUAUAUCGAUAUCGACUGAUAUGAACAAAAUAUAUUGUGACGAACUUUUUCCCCGUAUUGCCCAGCCCUACAUCAGACACACUCACUUAAAAAAACACAUGUAUUAUGGAUGGUAGAAUCAAAUGUUUGUCAUGUUUUACGUCUGCUUCUCAAACAAACAGACUUUCACAAUAAGAGUAACGAGUAAAUUCUAUUACAGGAGAAAGUUUGUGUUGUUUACAUUUAGUUUGAAAAUAUCAACAUAUCAAUUAAAGUCAAAAAUCUAAUAUUUUGCAUAAAUACUACAUUUAAAUUCAAGGAAGCUGUUGCAAUAAAACCUGAAAAAGUUGAUCUUUGCACAAGUAUCAUCUCUGGAAAGGCCUGAUAGGGAUUCAUGGUUUAAGAUUUUAGGGUGGCAAACUUGGGGAAAGGAGCGGCCACCCCUUAAAUCCGCCCCUGGGAGGAGGGGUGAGGCUAAUUAGUGAAGUAGCAGUUCAUGCAAAGCAGCGCCCCCUUUGGUCAGGAUUUAAAGACACAGUUGUAGAACAUCUUUAAUAGUGUUAUGUUGGGUAAAAACGUUCAAACUUACUGAAAACAGACUUGUGUAACACGUUAAUGUCAGGAUGUGAACUGUUGGUCAUUGUCUGUAAACACAGCGUUAAAAGUUAACUCCGCCUCCGUAACUUAAUGAUCCUGAGUAGGGGAGACCAUGGUCCACCUCACCAGCAAAUUAACAAAGACUUGAAUCAGUGUUGGAGAGAACAAACAGUGUUCUCUGAUCGCUUCACUCUGUUUUGGUGCUGAACUGGAGUAAACACACCCCUGCCUCCAGACAGCCCCGCAGGAAGACGCCGGAUUUUAUGGGAUCCAUUUGAAGCCACAUUUCAUCCCGCCUGCUGUAUUUGGUUUUGCUGCUGUGUGAUGCUCAGACCCGACCUGUGUCUAAUAGACAGACGCACAGAUUUGCUGUUGGCUCGGCAGCUGCACACACACACACACACACACACACACACACACCACUCCUCAAUAAUGUGAGCGCGGCAAAAUAAUCAGAAAAACUGCAAAUGCAGACGGAGAUCAUGUAGAGACAGAUAAUGCUGCUCCUCUGGAGGGUCAGAAGUGAUCAUAGAGAGGGAUUAUUUUCUCAUGAGGCUUUACAUUGUGUGCUUUCUCUUUAGGAAACACCCCACACUCACACACACACACACACGCACACACUCUCCUGUAGAAAGUCUCAAACUCUUUAUGUUGCUGCUCUGCUGCCACCGCCUCACCCUUGAUCACAUAUUGGGUGCAGGGGCCCUCUCUGAAAAUCAAUAAACAUUUCUUUGGUCUCGGCUUCAUGUAUUUGGAGGAAUGUGGCAACGCCAAAGUAAUGUUUAUUGAUUUUCAGAGAGGGCCCCCUGCACCCCGAGUGAUGGAGGGUGAGGCUGUGGCAGCAGAGCAACGAUAUGAGUUUACUGCUCAGACCCAAUCAAAAGUACCACCCAAUCAUAUCAAGGUCUCACCACCAAAAAUCGACCAUUAGAGUUUGAUUUGUGGAGGUCUGAAGAUAUUUUCGAUAAAGACGUGGAUUCUGGUUGUUUUAAUAUUCGGCAUAUUUAUUCAUUUUGGUGAUACAGUUACGAUUACGACAAAAGUGUCGAUUUCUAUGACCUCCUGUAUCUAAUGAUGCAAAAUACUCAGACUGAUGUUUGUGUAAAAAGUUGAUUCAACUCAGUUUUCUUUGAGAAAAUGUUAAAGUUUUAAGGGAUAAUUUUAUAACGAAUGCUGUGGUCCAGUUUCCUCAGAAGUCAGAUAUCGGAGCUGGGAAUGACGUUACACCCAAGUUGACGGCAUUCCAGGAAACAAGUCCGAAAACCAAAUGGACGCCUACUGUUGUUAGCUGUUGUUAAUAAUCGUCAGCUGUCAUUAGCUGUUGUCAGCUGUUGUCAGCUGUUGUUAGUUGUUGUUAGCUAUACCAGUUUUAAACAGCCCAUAACCCAGUAUUUUACUCUCAAACACCAUUGCACCGUGUUCACAGUUAGAGGUUGGUCAGUACGUCAUAAAUCACUGAUUUAACUUCACAAAAACAAAACAGAAGUGCUAAUAAAUAAAACAUUACAAGAGCUUUUACUGUUACUCUUCACUGUUGAUUCACUGUGCUGCCAUCUUGGAUUAUGACUCAGAGCUCUGAAAUCUCGACUUCAACUGGAACGCAGCAUGAUGCCCAGGGGCGUGUCCGGAGGGCGGCUAGGGCAGCGAGUAGCUUUUGUAGCAUUUACAUCAAACACAUUUUCUUUUAUUGGUGCUUAAAACUAAAAAUUAAAGUUAAAUUUAGUCCAUAAAAAUGUGUGUGGAAGAGGGAGCAGUCAUUCAAGAGUUUCAAACAAACUUCCUCAUUCAUUUAUUAGAAGCAUUUUGAUGCCAAAAUUGCCACCAAAAUCUUUUUAAAGAAAAUUGAUUUUACUCGUUUUCACUCUGCAUAAAUUGCAGCUCAAAAAAUCUCCAUAUUUAUCUCAUACUGGUGUUUGUUUUGUCUGUUUUUCCACUGAUAAAAAGUUAGAUACAGCUUAUGGGUGUUACUUUUUACACAGCAUUAUCGCACAUUUUGUGGUUUUCAGCUCACAUAGAAAGUCUUCAUAUAUGACACAGCCCUUUAAAAACACUGUUGCUUUAAAAAACGAUCUGACGUCGGGCUGUGGCCAUGUCUUUAAAGACAUCCAACAUUGUAACAUGCUUCAGUUCGGUUAAGGAAGCUUUAUUGGUAUGACUGGAGAAUGAGGAUGUGACCAAAGAUGUUUGUCAAGACCAGGUGAAUUUAAAACAUGACAAAACAAAACAGAAAAAAGAAAAUAUAUAGUUUUAUAAGAACAAAAGUCGUAUUUUCACAACUACUGAGAGAAACCUAAUUAAAAGUAAAUGAAAUUACAAAAAUCAAAUAACAUAAUAGGAUAAAUAACAAUGGAAAUAAGUCAAAAGAAAAAAUUAAUAUGCAUAAAUUCAUUGUUCAUCUGCUUUAAUCUAUGUGUGUGUGUGUAAUUGACAGUUGGUCUUAUCUGUGUGUGUGUGUGUGUGUGUGUGUGUGUGUGUGUGUGUGUGUGUGUGUGUGUGUGUUCAGGUUCCAGUGGUUACCCUCGGGGCCUCACACGCUGUGAUGUUUUUUUCUGCAGCUGUUAUCUCUCUGUUGUGUUUUUCUCUCAGUAGAUACUGUAAUUUCUGUGUUUCGCUCUAACUCUGGAUAUUAGUCUGAUAUUUGGGAGUAGUGUUGUUCCCUCGUACGCCUGGUAUUUGGAACAAGAUGUGAAAAAGUGCAGCUCUGUUUCUGCCUGUAAUGUGUCAUAUUGACAGUAGAGGAUUUCUCUCUGUGGUGACUCGACUGUAAUCUCAAAGUCUGUGUCUCAUCAGGUUUCCUCUUAGUUUAGGACUUUUAGAGCGAAGGUAAUCUGCGACUGUGUUGAAGAUCUUACUCAGAAAUUUAACAUCUACUCUUAAAUUUGGGGGGAAACAUAAAGGUUUAAAAAUGUCAUUUAUUCAUGGCUGUGUGCGCACACACUUAAGGAGAUAUUCUGGCGUAGAUUUAAGUAAGGUGCACCUCCAAAGUGUUUUCGAGGUAGAUAAAAACAAGAUAGGUAAAUAUAUGUUCAGCCAAGUAAAAGGACCAGUGUAAAAUGUAGUAAAUAUAUUUUAAAAAGAGGGUAGGGAUUUAAAGCCGAGUAAACUCGAAGAAAGUGCAAGAAAAGUAGAAAAAACAAGCACCAGAUUUGAGAGCUAAGAGCCGCUGCACCCGUGACAACUUUUUUAGCUUUGCCUGGUUUCUUUAGCAAAGAGACUAAACACAACUCACCUACUCUCCUCCAGCAGCCACUUGUUUGUGGGGGGAGCCCUGAGAAGUCAAAAAUUUGGGUUUAUUACUUAAUGGAAAUGCAAUCAUAUACCUAUAUGUCCUGUUGAUGAAGUUAGGUGCUGUUCUGAGCAUUAUUUGUGGCGUUUUGGUUGAGGUUUGCGUGUGGAGACGUAGACCGCCGUGUAUUUCUAUCCUGCGGUCGUUACUAAAGUUGGUAUAACAAGAGAAGGAAGCGGUCGGCAACAUUUAUCUCUGAAGGGGGUGUCUAACUCAGUGUUACGGUGUGUUUGACCCUAACUUAAAUUUACACCGGAAUAUCCCUUUAACACCACCCCAGUGUUUGGGCCUCCCCAGUCAAAAGUUCUGGAUACGCCCCUGCUAAGAAGCACCAAAGUCCAUCCACAGAUUAAAGUUUCACUUCAUUCAACAUUCUGAAGCAACUUUUGUUCUUGAACUAACCAACUUUUGCUUCUAUCUAUGUCCUAUUUAUAUUUCUGCGGCUCACAAUGGAACAAAGCAGAGGGGCUGAUUAGUCCCGGAGGUCCUCUUACAGAGCACGUAUAGAGGUGGGGUCCCUGAAUGGAGCAUAUGGAGGAUAUUUCUAUAAGGAGGACGUGCUUUGCUUGAGUUGGCCUCCUGCUAAUUUGGGUCAAGUCUAACAAAAAGGUUUUAUAACUUCACAUACCGAGCCUCGGGUCCCGACUGUGCUGUAGGUAACUCAUGUUAGAUAAAUUAACUCCAAAGGGGGAGGUGGUGGAAAUCUUGUCUCCUUGAAGCUGGGACAUUAAAGUCUCCUCAGCUGAUGUCCUCUGUGCAGCCCACCCUGUUAUAUAUCUGUGUGUGUGUGUGUGUGUGUGUGUGUGUGGAUGUCAAGUGGCACUUCCAGGCCACCCACUUUAACUUCUUUAUUUAGACCCUUCCAGUGUGAGCGAGGCCAGCAUUGAUGCCUCCGCUCAUUUUUCUGCUCGUAUUAUUCUCCAAUGUGACUGAAAAAAAAUGAACUCUACACUUUUAAAAAACUUUUCUUUGAAUUUUAGAGACAAGCAAUCAAUCCUUAGGGUGAAAUUAUCUGUUUUAUUCAUUAUUUUGGUGCUUGUUCCAUUUUAUCCGGAGUCCCAUCUGUCUGAAGUUGUUCUGCCAUUCAUCAUCCGAUGUCAACCGCUGAAUUUUUUAUCCUUUCGAAUACGAGAAACUCUUUCUCUGCUGCCACUAAUGUUAGAGGCCGCUCAUGGAUGUGAGAGGACGAUUUCAGACGGUGAUUUCUUUCUCUUUCAACCUUCAGAGUUUAGGGUGGGAAACAUUGAUGUGUAAAGAUAAAUUUAACAUAUCUGUAUUUUCCGUUAGUCAAAAAAGAUGACAAGAGCUUCAUAACUCUUAAAGUAUGUUAUAGCUGAGGAGAUUGAUAAACCUCAUGUCCUUUUCGAUGCUAUAUCUUGCAAAAUAAAAGUAUAUUUUUGAACAAUUUCAUGAUCAGAAUCAACACAGGCGAUACGACAGGCUGACAAGUACAUUUUUAGUUAUUUAGAGCAUUUAUUUCUUCUAUACCCACACUCUCACCACCAACCAAAGCGAUAUUAAUAACAACAAACCGCGUGUUUUCACAGAGGUGGAAAAUCUAUGAAGUUGCUCCUUUGUGAAGCUGUCAUCAUUUUUGCACUAACCUGACCCGCUGACAGAAACUCUUGUUGGGAAAUGUCCACAAACUUUUAGAGCCAGAGAGAGAAAAAAAGAGGUUUUUUACUGGAGCGUAACCCUCUUUACUGCCAUCGUUAGGGGGACCAUACGUCCUCUUUUACCGUCCUAUUUUUGAGGCCUGUCCAGAGGGAGUUUAUAAAAUCCUUCAAAUGUCCGCGGUUUGUAUGUAUGUAUGGAAGUUUUGAGUCUGUGUCGUGUGGACUAACUAAAAAAACCUCGACCCAACCUGAAAAACUCUCAAAAUUUUGCGUGCGACUCUGCCCCAUAUAGCAGUAUCCUCUUUUUAGGGAUUCAGAACAUGGUCACCCGAGCCCCAAAGGCCUGCCAACCAAUCCUCGGGUGUUUUGUCCAGGAGGUAAAGAUGUGAGCCAUCAUUUUAAAGAUAUACAACAUGGCAUUAACAACCCUUCCCUUGUUGUUGUAUUUGAUCUGUAUGAGAUCAUUUUGAAUGCAAACUGAUAAUUUGGGUUCCUUGAGGCUCUGUUGAUGUUAAACCCUUUCAUUCGUGUUGAUUUUGGGGCCCCCUGGUGGACAAAAAAAGAAACCUCUCCUCUCUUUGCUUUUGAUUUGAUUGAAAUUGUUUUUUUGGAUCCACCAUUAGUGACAACAAGAUAUGCAGUAACUAUUCUUCCUUGGGUCCUUAGAUCAUUAGUUUAGGACUCUCAGAGCGAAGAUAAUUUUGUUUGAGGAAUGUUUGAUUUUGUUCUGGGAAUCACAAAAAAUUUCACUUUCUUUGUUUUUGACUCUCACCUGAAAUCUUAGGCAUGAAAAGGUAAAUGGACGACGUUUAUUUCGCGCUUUAGCUCUGGGCUUCUGACCGCUCAUGUGCAACUUUGCUUUACAUGUCGUAUCGACCCGUUUCGACCACAUGGACACAUUGAUAGCAGAGGCAGAAAUGUGAAGUCCAGUGGGACCUGGGAUCGAAUUCCCAAUGCGCCGUAGCUGCCUUUGAUUAUCAUUGAUAAUCAUUGAUAUGUUGAUUGAUUUUAUAUUAUUGUCCUCAAAAACUGAAUGUGAAUUAGAGUUGAUGUAUUGUAUCUGUAACAGAAGAGAGGCCUGCAGAUAUUUCCUCGUGCUUUUGCAAAGCUAAGCUAACUUCACCUGCCCCAGCUGUGAGGUAAAUAUCUUUUUUAUUUCUCUCUCCUUAGUUUUGUAGAAAAAAGCAAAUCAAUUCCCAAAAUAAUGUGUCGACUCACGUAACAGAAUCAGGCACAAACAGUUAAUGUUACCCAAACACCACUGCCUUUUUAAGAUAAUGGUGUUGGAGUAAAAGAAAAAAAAAGCUUUACAUCUUCAUUUCUAAGACCACACAUUGACAAAUCCUCCAGCGUUAAUGCAAAUGAUCAGAAGACAGACUCCACUUUGUGCUCAAAUAUAUUCCUUGUCUAUAAUCUAUAUGCAAAUGUUAAUUUCCCCAAAUCUUACUUAUGUGAUCUAAUUAUUCUUAGUGAGCCAUAAUGUCUCUCUAUAUGAAUAAAUAAGAAAUAACUCUUAUCUCCCUCCACUGAGCCGCUGCCUAUUGUAUCCAAUAAUGCACAGAAUAAAAGAGGAGGCACAUUUACAGCUGCACAGCAGCAGCUCAAGUCCCCGCUCAAUAACAAAAUUUCUUUAACGCAUUAAAUAUUCACUACUCGCUGCACACUACUGACUUAUCCAAUAAGUUUUCCAAGAGCUAAACCAAUUCAUCAACCACAUCAAGUCCUCCUCGGCUGAAAAACACUACAUCAUCACCCACUCCUGAGCGUUGCCCUGAGCUAUCGAGCAGUGUGAAUUCAACCUGUAUUCACCUGAUCGAUGCUUUCUCUGGAUACUCUCCCCUGUGUAAACCGUACAGUAAGUUGUUUGACUCUGCAGAUGGGCUCUUAUUUAUCACCAGGCCGGAGGAGGUUACUCAGUGAAUACGUGCAGAAAGAAGGACGUCAAAGCCAAAAACAGCUCUCCUUUAAUUCAGAGGCUUUUUUCUGUUGAGUAAGGGGAAUAUUUAUCGACGAACCUGAUCUCUCUUCAAAUACACAUGAGGUGUCAGCAGAGCAGAGAUCCUGCAGAGGCCUCAUCAGUUCAUAUACAGAGCAUGUGCUGGAUGUUUAACAUGCUGACAGUGAUUCCAGACAGUGAAUGAAGAAAGAAACCACCUGCCACCAGAGGAUAAGACGGUGGAGAUGGUCGAUAUACUGAAGAUGAGAUGCAUGAGGAAAAAGAGAGGUCAGGGGCCAGGAGACGGAGGGAAAUGAACAAUGAUCAAUUCUGUCAGACAGCCAUAAACAUGGAUAUCUCCCAUGUGGGAGGGACAAAUGCAUAUUUAAGAAGUUCAGCACUUGAUGAGGAAAAGGAGGAAAGACAAGGUGAUGAUGGAUAAAUGAAGGAGGGAGAAGAUAACUCUGUGGUCUUUCUCUGUUAUCGCUCAUUUCAGGUUUUUAUCCUCCGCUCUGAAAUUCUUCCUUUCACAUCAGAAAAUAAAAUCCUCCACAGACAGAAACACCGCACACAACGUACUCUCGGUUCACGGUCGCUGUGAAGUCUUUUUAAGGCAGUGAAUACUAAGACCUGUGAUUUAUUUCAACCAUCGUAAAAGUUCAAGGGCGAGCACGUCACCCUGCAGUGACAGUCAGACUAGAGCUCCUCUUAUAUCUCCAGGUUGGCGUCUUCUUUGACUAUAAACCCGUGCAAUCAAACACAAAGAUGUGCGUUUGUUACUACUAAGUUCUAGGGCUGCAUGUGAAACACAUUUUAAAUCAGAAUACUCCUAAUGGCUGUGAGACGUCAUCGUCUGUCCGGUUAGGGUUAGGAUUAGGAUGAGGGUUAGGAUUAGGUGAUUCAGAAGUGCGAUAAUGUUCUGUAAUGUUCUGUUCGAUGUACAGAGCCAACGGCCCGCGUUUGGCUUGAGCGUGUGAUGACAUUUCCAGCUUUUCUAGCCAAUCAGACAUGAAGGAGGCGGGACUUGUGUAAACAAACAUGGCGUUUGCAAAAGAAGGUGAUAAUUUUGUGGUUGAAUAGGACAAGAGCGAGUCAGUCGUGUUGAAUUGGUACGACAGAUGAAGAGCAAACCACCCCCCGCUACAAAGUCUGUCUGAAGGCGGUAUCAACCCGUCCACAGUUUUAUCAUCCGCAGAAAAACCCUUCCUGCCGACUUUUGACAGACAAAUGCAUCAUUUAUCGUGAAUAUUAAGUGUGUAAAAAACUACAGGCAUGAUUCUCUAAAACCUAACAUUUCUAUUUCUCUGUCUCCUGAACAGAUCCUAAUAUCCGUACAACCCCACUGAAGAGGAGUUGUGUGAGUGAAAAUGGCGCCCGCUGUUGGUGGUCCUGUCGGCUACACUCCACCUGAAGGUGGCUGGGGAUGGAUGGUGGUAAUCGGAGCUUUCAUCUCCAUCGGUUUCUCCUACGCUUUUCCCAAGUCCAUCACAGUCUUCUUCAAAGAAAUCGAGGUGAUCUUCAACGUGACCAGCAGCCAAGUCUCCUGGAUUUCUUCCAUCAUGCUAGCAUGCAUGUACGGCGGAGGUAAGGUUAUGCAAACUGAAGAAGUGUUACACAGCAGACUGAAUCCCGGCUCCUCAGACAGCUGUAAAAGAUGUGUCCUGCAGUUUUCUCAGAAACAGACUCGCUCUGUAGCCUCUCAACCUCCUGUUUAUCCAAAAAUAGUCCACAGAUUCUCAGAAAUAGAGUGCAACAUAAAUCAAACGUCUCAUACGGAGUAAAACAAUACUGUAACUCCUCCAUUGAAGUUUUGUUUAUAACGGUGCUACAUUAUCUGUCUCAGGGGUCCAUGAAUGGGUUUUAUCCACGUAUUGUUUUCCCCUGUGCUUUGAGAGCUGAAGGCCACAGUGGGAUUUUUGUUGUGUUCCCGUGUUGUGAGAUGAAUGCCGGGUGAUGUCACUCGGGUCCGGCCGGUCAGGUGGCGAUAAGGGUCUGUUCAUGUGCGUGAUAUUCAACACGGAGGGAGCGGAGUUCAAAGGAGCUCUCCUCCUCCUCGAGAGUCCCUCCAGACCGUCUGCUCUGAAAUCAAAACACAGCACUUCUCUUUACUCUAACGCGUGAUUAACCGGGAAAAUGAUGACUUAGGCAUCUUUUUUUAAUCUCAGGGAAGUUUUAGGAAAGUUGCUUUCGUGGGCUGAAAUGAUGUGAAGUGGAAGAUUAGACUAGUUAGUAACAAAUACUCAAUUCUGACAGAAGUGAAUGACUAACUCAGAAGAUAUGAGGGCAAUAAACAUGGUCAUUGUAGUUCUUUACUGUCACUGUAUUCAUUAGAUUACAUGCAAAGUGUUCAGAAUAUUAUAUAUAAUGUUGUAUAUUUAUAAUAUAUUUCAAUUUUACCACAAAUAUAAGAAAAAGAUGCUUAGAUAUUUAAAAUAUAUUAUUACCCAGAAUAACUUUCAUGUUCUGGUCAGGAUUAAGAAGCUAAGAUGUCAUGUUUUGAUGGUAUUUUGAUGGUGAAGUUACAUCAUAAUAAUAAUAAUAAUAUCUUAUUAGUUAUCAUACUUUUUUUCCUCUUGAUUUCAUUGUUUUGUAUUUUACCAACAUUGACUAUUUUAAAGUUAUCACUAACUUCAUACUCAUACGAUAACAAAGGCUUGAAUCCCAAACCUGUUGCUAACUGUCCUUACUGUCUUACAGAGGGAAACAUGUUGUCUUUUUAUACUGCUCUGUUAAACGACACUGAUGAUCCUCUUUUCAGCAUCUAAUUAAUAUGAGAAGCUUUGAAAUCAUUUAACAUUAAUGCAGUUUUACAGACACCAGCAUGGCGGGGUGCAGUUACACCAACAUUCCUCUCUAAAUGUGAAGUUGGAGGAAUAAACAUCCGUACAUAUAAUCUUAAACAGUUUUGCACGUCAACAACAGGAGGAUUUAAUCAAACAGUGAAGUCUUCAUUACUUCACAACACUCUCCUCAUAAAGAAAGAAAAACCUCGCUUGUGACCAGGCAUCACAUUCCUGCUGGGGUUAAAGGUUACCCAGAUAUAAAGAGGGAACAUGUGAACAGUCUUAACACUUUCACAGAGGCUUGCAGUGUGGAAUUUAAUAUAUUCUUUCAGUGGAGGUACUUGUAUUAGCCCUUUAUUAAUGGGGCAAUGUGUAGAAUAGAGUUUGUGGAUAUGAGGUACAAUAUUCAAAAGUAUUAGCAUGUAAUCCUCUAAAUGCAAACCCCUUUUAUUUCGUUAACUUAGAAUGAGCCUUUUAUGUACAUGGAAGUGGGUCCCCUACAUGGGGGCGGCAUCUUGUACCACUCAGUGCGUUUACAGUCACAGUUUAAUCAGACUUAGCUCAUAAUUCAGUUUUUUGCCGAAUCAGACUUCUCACCUUGUUCUCGUAUACAUGCAGCUAAGAAAGUCCAAUUAUUGACGUGAACGUGUCCUCCUCCCCAAAACUAGGGGGCGGUAUGGGUCUUUUCAGCUGUGCUUUCCCCGACACCAUACAACCGUCAACAACAACAGCAGGUCAGACGUCAGAAGUGUCUACAACUGCUGCUGGGCAUUUUGGAGAAACAAGAAGAUGGAGGAUCGUACAGCGUUGUUAUUGUCGUACAUGAUGAUGCUACUCCUCAUGACGCUUCUUCUCUGGUGUUUUUGUUCUGGAGUUACGGGGGCGUGGCAUGCGUGCACAUGCAUUGUCCUAUCACACUCCGCCUACGCUCGUUACGUGGCAGAGAAAAUCGAAUUCCAGUCUCAUUAUCUGGGUGACUUAAUCGGAGUUUUUCCGACUCCAAUCGGCCUUAAUCGGACUAAGGUGUUCACAUGCACUUAAGUUGUCUGAUCUUAAUUGGAGUAAGGCGAUAAUUCGGUUUUUUCGAGUGUCAUGGAAACGGACUGACUGCAGCACAGAACUGUGGAAGAGGAUUACGGCCAUUGGAAAAUAAAAAAAAGAGGUCCAAUAUUUUUUUAAAUUAUUAUUCUGAGAUUUAAGUCAAAAUUCUGACUUUAAACUCAGAAUAAUAAUUUUAAAAAAAUGUAUAUCUGACCUUUUUUUUUUAAUGGCCUUAAUCGUCUUUAUACAGAACAGACAAACUAGUAACACACAUGUUGUUAUGUUGAAAGAAUCUGUACUCAUACAAGAAUCAUAACUGUCUUGCAUCACAUGUGCUUCUUGUCCUUAUAGGCCACUGUAGCUUCACCAACAGCAGGGGUGAGCAAGGGAGCAUUUCAGCCCAGAAUCUAAGUCUAGAUGAGGCUGAAUAUUCCCAUUUCUACACACUGUACCUUUAAGGCCUAAACUGAGUCAUGCACCUUUCUUUCUAAACUCAGAGUCUCAGUAUACUCAAAAUUCAGGUGUUCCUUUGUUUAUUCAUGUAAAUGUUUAGAUGUAUACAUAUAUACACAGAUGAAUAUGGAUGGUAAUUGAAAGUUAAUGUUUGUCAGCAGAUAACAGCCGAGUCUGUUCUCCUCUGUGGUAAACAUUCAGAGCACAUCAGCAGUAGAAGUUCAUUAACAACCUACUGUUGCGUACCUCUGCACCCCUCCAAUUUUUGUCUCAUUACAUUCAUAAUAUUCUACAUUGGUGUGUCUUGGACCUUUUUAUCCCGAGCAACUCUUCCUGCUUGGCGAAAGGAAAGAACUCAUUGUUAGUGCGGAGACCGGCUGCAUUACAAUUUAUAAAACCCUUUGUCUUGCACCGUGCUGGCAAAUGAGUGUGGACAACCUCUAAACAAAAACUGUCAGUUUCUAUUUUGGCUCAUUGGAUCGCGCUGGGAUUUGGCAGGGAGGCAGAAGUGUCUUCCGUGUGGGUCCUCAUACUCAUUUGAGCUGGUUGUUAUAAGGAGGAGAUGGAGACGGGGUUUGUGACGUGACACUUCUGUGCAUUUUAAGUCAUUUGUUUACAGGCCAUUGUAAUUUUUCUAAUACUUGUUAAAUCAAAGGUGAUUGCCUAUUGAUCAUUUAAUUUGCUGUUGCUUAGUGGUACAAGCAUUCUUAGAAACGAGUUCACUUUGUGCCAAAAUUGCUACAAAUGUUCUGUAUGUGCAUCAGUCCCAUUGAGCCCUCCUCUCUGAGCACACAUGCUGAUACACCCACCCACUUAUCUAAACUGAGGUACUUCCAAUAAUCAUUCAAAUACAUUACGACCCCUUUAAGAGAAUCAAAAUAUGAAUCAUCCCUCUGUGUGUGUUUUUUUAAUCCCUGAUUGAUUAUUUCAUAGAGGCUGUCAUGGUUUUUCUGACAGAUCACUUUAUAAAUGGCAUGAGAACACAUCUACUGCAGUGCAGCACUGACAGAAAUGAUUGCAGAAGUUGUUUGAAUGUGCUGAUCCACAGCUGUGACACUGGAGCUCUCUAGUGGUUAGAUGAAGAACUGAGCACUGAAGAUGGUGAAGAAGAAAUCUCCGUCUUUUAGCUUCUAAUAUAUGUAUUUGUGUGUUUUUCUUUCACCUCAGGUCCUAUUAGCAGCAUCCUGGUGAACAAAUAUGGAAGUCGUCCUGUGAUGAUGGCUGGAGGAUGUCUGUCUGGACUGGGCCUCAUUGCUGCCUCUUUCUGCAAUUCUGUUCAAGCCCUGUACUUUUGUAUCGGUGUGGUAGGAGGUAUCUAAUUUUGACUUUCUAUAUUUCCAAGCUUGGGUGAAAAAAAAAAAAAAAUCACCUUUUUUCUUAUUUGCACUCUAGUGCCAUCUAGUGUCUGUAGUAGGUAACAACACCAAAAAGAACAACAGCUCUCCACAGGCAUCAAUUCAAAAGUUUUUAAUCUGUUUGAUUUAUUGAUAUUAUUUCCUAAAGAAACAAAAACCCAACAGGAAAGAAAGACAAUAAUUAAACACCUUUACGACAAUGAAGUGGACAGUGCAUAAUACUAAAAAAGUAGGAUAAGAUUAGCUAAUGCCCUCCCUCCUUUAUUAUUAUUACUAUUAUUAUUAUUACCUUUAUUUAAUCAGGUUUGUCCCACUGAAAUCCAAGAUCUCUUUUGCAAGAGAGACCUGACCAAGAAUGUCAGCAUAUACAGUUUCAAUACAAUAAUCACAUUAAUCAUAUAUAAUACAAAUAAUACAAAUAAUAAUUCAAUUUUCAAAAUUAGUCAAAAGAAUUUACAAGAUUGGUCAAACAUUUGCACUCCUAAAGCCUGGAUGUAAUGGAUUUUAUCAUGGAUCUAAAUUCAUCCAGAGAUACCAGACUCAAAGGUCCUGGGAGCAGAGACUGUUGGCCCUGUUAUUCAAGAUUAAAAAGGAUGAUAAAUAAGAUGGAGUCAUCUGAAGAAUCGCCUUAUAAAUCAACAUUUUUAACUUACUCAUUGAUAGAAACCAAAUACACCUACAGAUAAUGUUUUUGGAUCAAAUCUUUUAGGUCUGGGAUUGGCCUUCAACCUCAACCCUGCUCUCACCAUGAUUGGAAAGUACUUCUACAAGAGACGGCCCAUUGCUAAUGGAUUAGCGAUGGCCGGCAGCCCCGUGUUUCUCUCCACCCUGGCUCCUCUGAACACUUGGUUCUUUGAUCAGUUCGGCUGGAGAGGGAGCUUCCUGAUCCUGGGCGGCCUGCUUUUUAACUGCUGUGUCGCUGGUUCCCUCAUGAGACCCAUAGGACCCAAACCCAAACCUGUAGAGAAAAGUACAGAGAGGAGGACUGUAGGGCAGGUUAUUAACAGCUUCAUAGACCUGUCUUUGUUCAAGCAUCGUGGCUUUUUGCUCUAUAUCAUGGGCAACGUCAUCAUGUUUUUCGGCCUCUUUACACCACUGGUGUUCCUCAGUAAUUAUGCAAAGAGCAAAGACAUCCCCAAAGAGAAGGCAGCUUUCUUACUCUCUGUAUUGGCUUUUGUUGACAUGGUUGCUCGGCCGUCAAUGGGUAUUGUGGCAAACACCAAGUGGGUUCGACCCAGAGUACAGUACUUCUUUGCUGCCUCUGUGCUCUAUAAUGGUGUUUGUCACAUUCUAGCACCAAUAUCAGUCGACUACACAGGCUUUGUGAUUUAUGCUAUCUUCUUUGGGUUUGCGUUCGGCUGGCUGAGCUCAGUGCUGUUUGAGACCUUGAUGGACCUGGUGGGGGCACAGCGCUUCUCCAGCGCUGUCGGACUGGUCACUAUCGUGGAGUGUGGUCCUGUACUGUUAGGGCCCCCUGUGCUCGGUGAGUACAUGACCAACUUUUUCAGAACAAUUAUUCAUUUAAUAUUUGUUUACUUGAUCUUUAAGAUGACUAAAAUUGUGAUUUGUUUCUUUUUGUCUUCACAGGGAAGUUCAAAGACAUCUACCAUGAUUACAAGUACACAUACCAGGGCUGUGGGAUCCUCCUCAUAGUCUCAAGUAUCUUCCUCUUUGUAGGGAUGGGAAUCAACUACCGUCUCCUGGCAAAGGAAAAAAAGCAGGAGGAGAGGAAGGGCAAGUUAGGAAUCAGAGAAUCAAAGUCCAGCAAGGACAGUGCAGCCAAGGAGGUGGCUGAGGCCAAGAACACAGAAGACACUGUCUAAUUCUAAUUCCUAUCACGUUGAGCUGUGUUUUGGUUCAUUCAUAUUUUGUUUCCAGUGGCAUAUAUAGACAUAUAAAGAGACAGCAGAUGAGUAAUUUCAUGUUUCUGAAUGAUUUUUAUUUUGAACAGCACAGAAAUUAUAACCUCAUGACUGCCCUUGCAGUACUGUGUGAAAUAUUUAAACACCUAAUAAAGCCUUUAAACUUUAAUGAACAAUCCACAUAAAAUACCUCUGAUGUACUUGCAGGGACUGUUAUAUGUGUUUGAUAGACUAUUAAAGUUUGCUUAGUCUUUUAUCUCACUUAUAUUGUGAGACUAUUAUGUUGUAUGGUGUCUUUGAAAUCUCAGAUAGCCUCACUAUGACUAGAAGUUGUUUUUUUGCUGCGUACAGAUUAUAGUUUAUUAAUCAUUUGAAAUGUACCAUAUGAUAAUGAAUGGUAUUAUUUAGUAUGGAGCAUUCAAAGUACAGAGCUGUACUUUUUCAAGCAUACUGCACUGAAGGUGUGUAUUAAUAGCACUUAACUCACUUUUCUCGACUCAUUAUCUCUGAAAACAAAUGAAUAAAAAUGUGUUUUCUUGUUCAUUUGAAUUGUGUAGCUUUUGAGGGGCUUUGAGCAUCUUUGCUAUCUGCUUUGUGUAUUUUACGCAUCUAUAAAAGCACUUAUUUUACAUUUGUCAUUUAAAUAUGUUUAGCUCCAUUUCUCAGUGAUGGAAAUUAGCUUUAUCUUUAAGUGCAUUAACCCUUAUUGUAAUAACUGUGUGUAUUUGCAUGAUAGGAAAGUGUGCCAAUGACUGCAGGUUACUAAACAUGGAAUACAAGUUAGAGAAUCAAAUAAACUGUCUUUAGACACGAAUACAAA
Messenger RNA from Xyrichtys novacula (pearly razorfish), 20867 nucleotides. NCBI's taxonomy places the organism in Eukaryota, Metazoa, Chordata, Actinopteri, Labriformes, Labridae. The record is from the annotation of a GenBank genome assembly.